This is a messenger RNA of Vigna umbellata (rice bean), 1631 nucleotides long. Its product is annotated as endonuclease III homolog 1, chloroplastic-like. The record is from RefSeq and is a predicted model, not a curated record. Gene Ontology annotation, molecular function: 4 iron, 4 sulfur cluster binding; DNA-(apurinic or apyrimidinic site) endonuclease activity; DNA binding. Lineage: Eukaryota; Viridiplantae; Streptophyta; Magnoliopsida; Fabales; Fabaceae. Gene Ontology annotation, cellular component: nucleus; chloroplast nucleoid. Gene Ontology annotation, biological process: nucleotide-excision repair; base-excision repair; base-excision repair, AP site formation.
CGGCGCCUAUAACUAAGAAAAAUACGUACUCUUUUCUCUUCACACCGACACAAACAUCUUAAAGACAACAUUUUUCCUGAAAUGUUGGGACGAAUCCAAGUCUCCAUUCCUGCCAAAACCACUCAAUUUUUUUCAUCAAAACCUCACCCAGGUUUUGUAAGAAUAACUCUUCUUCAUUUUUGCAUCUCCAUCACUAAUAAACUUACUACUUUCUUUCCUGCUUCAGUGUCUCAACUUCGAGCCUCUGUCACCACCAAAACAACCAGAAAAAGCUUGCAGCUUCAGCACGUUCCCGAAAUUGAAACUGAAAAUCAUCAGAAAGGGAUCCCUGGAUUUGCACUUGCACGCGCAAGAUCAAAUGAAUUGGUUCAAAGUGGUGAAGCCCCUGCCAACUGGGAAAAGGUUCUUCAAGGAAUUCGCCAAAUGAGGAGUUCUGCAGAUGAACAUGAACCAGUUGCACACGAGGAAACUGCUGAUAAUACUGUUCUUCCUAAGGAAAGAAGAUUUGCUGUCCUUGCAUCUUCCCUUUUAUCAAGCCAAACUAAGGGGCAUGUUUCUCGUGGAGCGAGUCAAUGUCUUCAUGAAAAUGGCCUGCUUACCGCAGAAGCAAUGAACAAAGCUGAUGAAGAAACCAUCAAAAAGUUGAUUUACCCUGUUGGAUUUUAUACAAGAAAAGCCAGUUACUUGAAGAAGGUUGCUAACAUUUGCCUCAUGAAGUAUGAUGGAGACAUACCUAGCUCAAUUGAGGAACUACUCUUGCUGCCAGGAGUAGGUCCUAAGAUUGCUCAUCUGGUUAUGAUUCGUGGAUGGAACAAUGUCCAAGGGAUAUGUGUAGAUACUCACGUCCACCGCAUUUGCAAUCGUCUUGGGUGGGUUUCGAGAUCAGGCUCAAAACAGAAAACUUUGACACCAGAAGAAACCAGACAAAGGCUGCAACUAUGGCUUCCGAAGGAAGAAUGGGUUCCAAUAAAUCCUCUUUUGGUAGGAUUUGGACGAUCAAUUUGUACUCCUCUACGACCUCACUGUGGAGAGUGUAGUGUGAGUAGCUUCUGUCCAUCAGCAUACAAGGAGGCUUCAAGCUUUUCAUCCAAGUCCAAAAAAAUUACAUUGAACAAGAAGCCUUAAUCUAGUCUACUGGAGCUGAUAAACUUUUUGAGGUUCAUUUGGAAGGAUUUGACUCCUUUGAAAAGGAGAAAGAAAAACAUGUAAUUUCAGUGUUGAUAAGAACAUCAAAUACUCACCUUCUAACACAUGCAUGUACAUGUAAUACCAAGAAUUAAUAAGAUAUGAUCGACGUUUGUAAGCUGAAAUAUUGCUUUAAAGGUUUAAACUGAUGAUCUUCUGAUUAUAAGAUAAUAUAAUAACACUAUCAUGUGAAGACUGCAAAAUCUUCAUUUUAAAAAUAAUACUUAUUACAUCUCACAUAGCUUUAUUCAUGCACUUGAUUUAUUAGAUGAUUUUUUUGAGAUUAACUUAGACGAGGAUGGAGACAUUGUUUCGUAAACUGUAAUCAUAAUUCCCAUUAUAAGUAGGCUAUAAAAAGACAGUCUUUCCUGUAUCUUAUAACUAAUUUUACUUCACAUUUCUCCAUCACCUUUACCAAACACCACCCAAAUAUAUUUAUGCUGUUU